Molecule: messenger RNA, 3282 nt
Organism: Saccharomyces mikatae IFO 1815
Lineage: Eukaryota; Fungi; Ascomycota; Saccharomycetes; Saccharomycetales; Saccharomycetaceae
Exons: 1
Coding region: 1-3282 (1093 amino acids)
Source: RefSeq, a predicted model, not a curated record
AUGGUGCUGCUCAAUAGAAAGAAAAUACAGCCCAGUAAACUGCAGCAAUCUGCGGAUUUAACCGAGAAAACUACCUGGGUUAUAAAUGAAACAGGUGAACGUAUCACAAAUUAUGACAGUUACCUAGAAAGACAAGAGUUUUACAACAGGAAUGUAUUCACCUGCGAGGUUAGUGGAACUGAUGCUCUCUCUUACUUCACGGCAUUGAAAAGCGAAGAACAGCACCGUAAAGAGGUAGAAUCUCAUCUAUCAAAAGAACUAAGAAAAGCGAUAGCAAAUUAUGUAAAUUUCAAUUUGACAAGGAGAGUAUCAAAUCUUGUGGACAUAACAUUUCAGCGUUUCAGUAACCGAUUUUUUAGAGACGACAUAGUAUGCUUGAGAGGUGUCAAAAAAAAAAUAUUGUCUAAGCAUAAAGAUAAAGAGUACAGGUUAUUGGAACCUCAAAGUGUUCAGUGUAAUGCCACAUUGUUCGUUGUUAAAGAUGUAUUUCGAUCUAGCAAGAUCAUUGAAAGUGAAAUGGAGGAAACAGCCGCUCCAAGUUUGUCCCUGCAUUUAAUCACGGAAUGCCUGGACCAAAAAUCUAAAGGUUCAGCUUUGAUUGUGAACCAGAACGAGAUUGAAAGGCCAAAAUCGCACUUUUCGAAAUUCAGAAUUGCAUGUUUUCUCAACGAAAUACUCAUAAAAGUAUCAAAUAAGAAACAUGCACCAUGGAAAGUGAAACAAGAAUAUAUAGAAACAUAUGACGUGAGCCCUAAAUGCCCUCCCCAAAUGGUCAAAUAUCUACCAGAUGAACUGAACCCAGCUUCCACCGGGCUAUAUACACCCCUCACCAUACCACUGGAUGAAGAUACUGAGCCCGCUGUCUGGGAAGAGAGACCACUUUCGAAAAUGCAAAUAAUUAAUGACGAGAUUUCGGUUAGAUUUCAAAAUGUCUGUAAUACUGCAAAAAUAAUUAAUUGCAAUUCUUCAAAGGGAACUAUCAAUGACAAGGAGCUUCCAUUCACAGGACCAUCGACACCGUUUAAAAGCAUCUGCUACUUAGAUAGUUCCUUAGAAUAUAAAACUAUCGACCAGCGAUGGUAUGGAGAGUGUACUCGAUUUUCAACAGAACGACUAUUGGCUGUCUAUCAAUUUCUCAGCUCUUUUGGGCACUUUAUUGGUCUACCGCAUUUCAAUUUUGAUCAAUUUCUUACCACUAUAAAGUGCACUGAUUCAGAAACUCUAGUAGACGAAUAUGUGAAGAUAAACUUUGUCAAAGUCGAUCACAAUAAAAGUACUACCACAAAUGGGAAGCUAGGGGACGGAAAAGAGAACCAAAUAGUUAUAGGCAACGUAUCCCAGAAUGAAAGGACCAACAUUCUUGAUCCGGAUAAGGGCUACUUGUUACCAAGCAACUUCACAAGAAAUCAAGCAAUGAGAAAUUUUAUAAUGAACAGAAGUACUGAGUUUUUGAACUACUCGAUUUUCAAAGGUAAUGCUGUUAAUAGUGAAGCUGUGGAUUUAGAUUCUUAUGAAAAAGCAAGUGAAGUAUAUAUUACUAUAGUUUGUUCUUUAAUAUGCCUGGUGAAAAAUGAAAAAAAUGACUGGGAUUGUAAAAUGAUGAAAGAUCGGAUUGAAGAAAAGCAAAAGAUAGAAGAAGAAAAAACUACUGCUAAAGUAACCUUAGAAAAAUGUCUCAAUCAUGAAAAGAUUAGCUGGACUAAACUUUUAUCCAGAAAAAAUUUCAAGAACGGUAAUUGGUUGAUCUGUUUGUUGGGAAUACUUCAACAGAAUACACAUGUACCAACACAUAGUGAUAUCGUACAGUGUUUUGAGGAUAAAGUACUACCUUUGUCUAUGAACUUUGAUAAUUUAGGUGAGGAACUAUGGCAUAACUUUCGCACAAGAGUAUCUAAGAAAGAUAAAAUUGACGUUCUAUGGGUUCUUGUAGAAGUAGCUUCUAAUUUUUCGAAUUUUAUCAAGGAGCUAGUAGAUGGAGUACCGAAAUUGUACCAUGGGAUUCGUUCAGAACUGGACAGUGCAAAAAAAAAUUAUCAGGACUUGAAAUAUCAGUUACAAAACUUGCCCAAAGAACACAUACAACUUUACAAUAACAAUCCAGUAGAUGGACGUUCAUCAUAUGAAUACGAGACUAGAACAAAUGAGCUUAAGGUGAAAAUGGGUUAUUCAAUGGAGGAUAUCACCUAUUUAGAGGCACAAUUAGUUCAGAGCGAUGUUAAAAGGUUAGAAAUAUUAGGUAAAGAUAGAAAUGGAAAUCGAUUUUAUUGGAUGGAUUCAAAUUGGUUCUCUUCAUCCAAUUACCAAAAGAAUGAUUGGCAUUACAAUUGCUGUUACUUGUGGGUUCAAGGACCCUCUGAAGCGGAUGUGAGCUUUUACUUGAAUGUGGACAAAGAUUCUUUGAAAAAGUGGGAGUUAUCAGCAAGAGAAAAUGGCACUGCUUGUGCAACAAAGGAAGUAUUUUCAAUAUUCAAGUCAGCAGAAGGGUCUUACUUGCAAACUGGUCAAAAUGAAGAUGCCAUGUUGAUUGAUGCAAACGGCAUUUUAAGAAAAUCAACAGUUCUGUCACCUAUAUACAGAAAGAUAAUAUCAGAAACUCCAGAACAGCUCUUACUUUCUCCUGACCAAUGGAUUUUCUUCAGUGAUACAGGAGAUAUACCCAUGUUACUGGACAGGUUAGAUGAUCUAGGAGAAAAUGAACGCCAAUUAAAAAAAGCUUUGGCAUCCAAAAUGGACCGUAUCGAAGCGUCGUACAAGCAACAGCUCAGAGUGAAAAGAAGUGUUGAAUCAGAUAAAUCCUUCAAAAAAAACCACAAAAUCUUAAAAAUGAACGAGUUCACACUGUCUGAAUUAAAGAGAAUUGGGAGGGUUGGUAUACAUAAUGACGAAUAUCGUUCUACUAUGGAGAAAAUCGCCAAAGAACUAACGAGGGUACAUAAUGAUCAAAUUACAAAAAAAAUUUUCAAAGAUGUGGCACGCCUUGGAAGGUCUGAAAGGACUUUUCUCGAAAAGCAGUGUAGUUUACUUUAUCCUUUGGAUUUUCAUUUCGAACAAUUAAAAACAAUCGAUGAUGAUUUUAUUGUUAAAAUAAAGAAGCAGAGGCAAGAGGAAAUCCUCACGAAGCUUUUGAAUCAUCAGAGAAAUAAAUAUAUCAUUUCUACUGCAGACUAUAGGUCAAACCCUAUACAAGCAAAAAGGACUUCACACCAUAAUGUGCAAGACAUGUUAGAGGAAGUGAAAUGUCAACUUAAUUCAAGACGUAGAGAGAAUGAUAACAAUUAUUAG